Dreissena polymorpha is the source of this 5330-nucleotide messenger RNA. RefSeq names its product titin homolog. Gene Ontology annotation, cellular component: cytoplasm. Gene Ontology annotation, biological process: cerebral cortex development; mitotic spindle organization; cell population proliferation. The coding region runs from base 89 to 4840 and encodes 1583 amino acids. The transcript is spliced from 19 exons. Lineage: Eukaryota; Metazoa; Mollusca; Bivalvia; Myida; Dreissenidae. The record is from RefSeq and is a predicted model, not a curated record.
AUCCAUCAAACGGAAGUCGUUCAGCCGCCAGCGCGUAUUUUGAAAUUGUGGGUUUGACAUUUAAAACAAUUGGAACUCAAGACCUGUAAUGGCUGAUGCAGACUUGAUGAACUUUGACCCUGAGGGAGAGGGUUCCCCAUACCAAGAUGAGAAUGAUGAGAACGAUACCCCAGGCCUGGCCCCAAGUCUGGUUGGGUCCCCUGUGAUCAAGAACUCCAUCCUGAAGCAGUCGACCAAGGACAACCUCAUACAGCUAUUCACGCCUGUACAGAAACCAGAGAAAGGCAAACUCAAGGUUCACUUUGGUCGGGACAGUCUGCUGGAGACACCAAACAUUACAGUGAAGAAGAGAGUUGCCAUCCCAGACAGCAUUGGAGAGAAGCCAGCAGAUGAACCCAUUGAAGGUGGUCAGAAGGAGCGACAUGUGAUGACUGAUGUUGCUGUGUCUGGUGAGAGUUCCGUUUCACAACAGAAGCUGACAGGUAACCAGCAUGCAAGUUCUUCUGAAGACGUUGCUAUGGAAACAAGUAUUUGCGAAAUUCAGAAUGCCUUUGAGUUAGACUUGGACUCACGAGUCCUGGAUAUCCUAUCCUCUACAGAUGCCUUCUUGAAGUCUCUCUGUAAUACAGAGCCAACAAAGCCCAGACUAGAAGAGCUCAGCCAACCCAAACCUGUAUCAGAGGCAACAUCAGAUGAAGCCACUGCUGGCAGUGCUUGUGAUGGCUCUGAUGCUGACAAUGAAAAAAUAGAACGAGAAAAGGUCAUAGAAACUGUUCACAAUUCAGGAGAUAAUGGUAGUGACUCUGAUCAAGUGAGAUUGGAGUUGAAGUUAACUGGUACUAAGUCAAAUGAUUUGCAUUCUGAAGCUGCUGUUACAGAAGAGGAACCAAUGGAUUGUGAAGAAAUGAUGGAUGUUGAUGAUGAGGAAGAUGAUGAAGUGAUUUUUAAUUUGAAAAAGCCUGUAGGAGACACUAGAGUUUUGGAGGAAGUCAAAGAAGAAGUUGAAGAAAAUAAAGAGCCUGAAACACAGCAAGAAUCUGAGCAGAAUAAUACUGAAGCUAAACAGAAUAAAAAUAAAAAUGUUCCUGUUGAGUAUUUAGUUGAAGCCAAAAGAGAAGUGAUUGCAGAAAAGGAGAUUGGAAAAACAGUUGUUGAAAUUGAACUUAAUGUUAAAACAGAGGACCAUGAAAAUCAACAAUGUAAGGAAACAAAGCAAGAAAGCGCAAACAAAUCAGAGAAAUUGAAGUCAGAUGAUGCCUCAGACGAGGAAGAAUUCAUGUCAGCAGACGAAGAAAUGGAUGUAGAUCCAACAACUCCAGCUAAAAAAUUGUCAGAACAGGAGCAUGGGCCUUCCCCUCCAUUGAAAACUCCUCCAAAAAUUGGUUACAGCAUUGACUUAAAUAAUUUCAACUUGGAUGCUGUUGAUCCAUUUUCAACUAAGAAAAGUCUGAUGAAUAGCCCAGAUGUAGGAGAGAAAACUAAACCAGCUGCUGAGAAGGUGGCAGGGCAUACUAAGCCAGCUACUGAAAAUGUGGCAGGCCAGACUAAACCAGCUUAUGAAAAAGUUGCAGAUAAGGCAAAAUCAGAAAUUGAAACAAAAAAGCCUCUAAUCAGUGUUCCAGAAAAACAUAUUUCAGAAGAAAAUGUUAUUGACAAGAAUGAAAAAAGCAGUAAAAGGUCUCAAGAGUUGAAUAAAGAUGCAGCAAAAGUUGUUGAUAAAGAUGAAAAAGUAUCAAUUGCUGAAGAAAAACAUCAAGAAAAUCAGCCAACAGGAAAACCUGUAAAUGAUGAUGAAAUGGAGUUACAGCCAGUAAAAGAUGCAGAAAAGAAAGCAGAGUUGAGCAUUGUCCUAGAAGAUGUGAAAUCAAAUCAGGAUAAAAAUUGUGUACAAACAGCGCCGGUUGUUCAUACCAGCUCACCAGCUAUUCCAACAACCAGAGGUGCAUAUAACUUAGAUUUCCUUGAUAAAUUGGAUGAAAUUAAUCCUUUUCAGUCCAAAGCACAGAUGAUGAACUCUCCUUUAAAUACUAAAUCUGGUUCCACACAGGAAUCAAGUAAGGAUAAUCCAUUUAAAACAAAGACACAGAUAAUAAACUCACCCCUCACUUCCAAGAAUCCAAGAGUUCCUGUAAACAAUACAGACGUUGUUGAACCUAAACUUGAACAUUCAGAAAAAGAAAAGUGCAAAGAAACUGAUGUUGAUAACAUUGUACCACAGGAAGAUAUAUGGAAGAGCAAGGUUGAUGAAAAAAAAGAAUGUGAGAACCCACUGGAAGCUGGUGUGCAAGAAAAUCAUUCUGAAACUGAUUAUCAAAAGUUUGGCUCACAGCAAUCAGAAAAGCAGCCUGAAAGUGUGGGGAUACUUGAGUUGGAUAACAAUUACAUAGAUAACAUUGACCCAUUCAAGCCUUCUAAACAGAUGGUUAACUCCCCUGAGGUUAAAGCAAAAACGAAUGUGAAUGUUGGAACUCAAAAAGAAGAAGUUGAUGCCUUUAAGCCAACAAAGCAAGUGGCCAAUUCAUCGGCUACAAUAAAUAGGUCAGAAAGCAAUGUAAGUGACAUAAUAGAGGGAAUAGAUCCUUUAAAGCCUAAAAAGCAGGUGGCAAAUUCACAAGUUCCUACAUCAAAAGAUAAAGUUAAAAACGCAGCCAGUGGAAAUGGAAAAGAAAUUGAUGAUUGUCAACCCAAGGCUCAAUUUACAAAUUCACCUAUUUCAAAGGCAGACACUGUUGCAAGGAAGUUAAAGACGGAAAACAUGGAAGAAGUCAAUCCCUUCCAAACAAAGAAACAGGUUGCUAAUUCACCUGUUGCUAAUACAAAUAUUAAAGCAGACAAGAAUGAGCCAUUAGAUUUUGAAGAUAUCGAUCCCUUUAAAACCAAGAGACAGAUUGCAAAUUCACCUGUUAAGUCAGCGGCUGCAAUAGGAAAAACAGAGACUGAACCCAUUGAAGAAAUUGAUCCCUUUAAACCUAAACAGCAAAUGCAAAAUUCGCCUUUUUCCAAGCCUGCUAAAGUUGAAAAAAGUUCUAAGCAAAUAGUCCAAGAUGAAACGGACCUUUUUAAACCUAAAAAACAGAUUCAAAAUUCCCCUGAUAAAUCAUUGUCCAAAUCAAAUGAAAUAGACUUGGAUAACCUGGAUGAAAUCGAUCCUUUUAAGCCUAAAAAGCAAAUGCAGAAUUCACCUGAUACAAAAUCAAAAGCCCCAGUCAAGGCAGAAGAUGCAGUAGAUUCGGACACUGUUGAUCCAUUUAAGCCAAGGAAGCAGUUACAAAUGAUGAACUCACCCGCCAACAGAAAAGGGAAGGCAACUUUGUCUCAGAUAGUUGAACAAGACCAUGAGAAUUCGAGUUUGGAAACAUCACCAGCAGAUGUGAAACCUGAGGGUCAAGCUGACAAGGAUGUGAACAAAACAGGGGCAGCCAAAGAAAAGCAGGCCCUUAGCCAACCUGCGCUGGAUCUAUUUAGUGAUCUAAACCCACCAGAGUUGAGAAAGAAAGAGAAUUUGCAACUGUCAAAUAAAGUGAGCCUGCUGGAAGGGGACGAGGACACAUUUGAGGUUCAUGGGGUCACAAGAAGGGGUCAAUCAGGGGCCAUGACAGAGUACUGGGGAGAUGUGGAGGACGCACAGUUUGUACCAGCCUCUGAAGUAUUCAACGACCCCGCAGCCUGGGACAUGCUGGAGAAGAUUGGAAACAACGCUUCAAAAGAAACGGAGUCUGCCCUGUCCCGGAUGUCGCUGUAUGUAAAGUUUGACCCCCUGGUGGAUCCUGCACCCUCCAGCUACAUCAAUCCAAGAAGAAUCAGCAUUCGAGCCUCUCAGUUGGAAAAAGUGAAAGAAUAUGGUCUGGAUGAGACCUUGUUACUGCUGGGAACACCUCCCAAGAAACGGCGCCAGUCAUUGAUGGGUGUGCACGCGGCCAAUAGCAACCGGGGGACGCCCACCAAUCCAAACCCCCAGGUGGGCACAGCAAGGAAUCAAGGCAACCAGCCUCCAGUGAAGAAGCUAGAACCAGCACAGACUCCCAACCCUGUGGAUCUCAUUCUGGCAUACAGCCCGGGGAAGGAGUCAAAACCAGAUUCUGCAGCCAAACCAUUGCCAAUGGGAAUCUUGUUUGGACAGGACGUUGAAGAAAGCACAGAAGAGAACCUGUUCCAGGAGCUGAAGUACACUGAUGCAGACCUGCGCAGGCUUCGUACCGAGAUGCGGUUGGAGGCGCAGGGCGUGUUGAUGGGCAAGGAAAGAGAGUUCUGCACGGAAAGAGAGGCCUGGGGGAGAGAGCGGGAGGAGAUAUUGAGGAAGUGGAACCUGGACUGCAAGGAGUACCGCAAACUGGAACAAAUAUUCAACAUGCUUGAAAAAACAUGUUACGAAAUAUCAGGUGCAAAGGCAGAGACAGAGAACAAGAUUGUGGAACUGAAGAAAGAUCAUGAACAGGCACUAGAAGACCUGGCAGCCAUGGAGAGAUCGUUUUGGGACCUGCACAAGAGAUACGAAAAAACCAAGGAAAUGUUCCUCAACUUAAAAAAAAAUGAGGAGACCCUGAAGAAGCACCUGGACGAACGAGUGGAACAGCAGAGGAAGCAGGAGGAGAAGUACACAAGACUGAAGGAGAUGUCAGAGGAAAAACUCAAACUAGCAUCCCAGGAGAUAGAGAAGCUGGAGCAGUCUCAGAAGGUGAGUGAGGAGAAACUGAAGACAGAGAAGAAGAUCUCGGACAUGAAAGUGAACAACCUGGAGAUGAAGAUCUCCAACCUGGAGUCCAUGCUGCAGAAGAAGACGGAAGACGUCAAACAGCUGACAGAAAUCUGUGACGGGCUACUUGCGCAGGUUGGGAAAUAGAUCUUGUCAGCAGGAUAUUGUGCAUUACCAUCAUUCUGCCACCACUACCGGACACUUCAAUUGUUUUUCUUAUUAAAUAAUUGCUUCAUUGAAUUUUCUUUUUAUUAUAUUUGUGUACAUAUAUAGAAAUCUUGUCUCUUUUUUUCAUGUUUCUUAUGCUUUUCUUUGCGAAGUCUAAAAUUUGUUUGAAUGUUCAAUGAAUUUUAUGUUGUGAAAUAGUGAAAUAUUUUCUUUUAUUAUUGAAUAUAAUAUUUAAAUAAAAAUUAUCCAUUCAAUUAGAUAUUUGAUGUGGUAUCUUUGAAUUGUGUGCCUGUCUGAAUUUACAAUAUCUGUAAGUGAAAUGACAAAAGUUCACUAAUUAUUAAGAACAUGAAAAUUGUUGUCUAUCAACUUCUAUUUCUAGCUUUACUUUUCCUCCCUAUCUAUAUCUGUCCUUCUCUGCCUGUUAUUAGUGCUUGUAAAUAGAAAUAAAGCUUAGUAGUCAGAAAAA